AUUGUCCACCGUGCGAUAGCGUGUUUUAUUUCUACGUUUUAUCUUAACUGUGACUGUAUUGCCGUUUUAUAAAAACUACAUUAUCAGUAAAUCAGCAAUAAAUUCAAUUAGGUCCCAUUGUACCGAUGAGACCUCAAUCAAUCCAAUGACGUAACACACUAAAAGAGUUACAACUGGCUUUAAUUGAGUCCAACGAUGGCACAGCGCUCGCCAGCAGCUGUUUCAUUCUCGUAUGCAACACUCGUGUUCUACUAAACGCUAAAUAAAAAUGUCCACUUUUCUCGCAGGCUUCAUAACCGCCUUGGUUCUGGCCAUUAUCGUGAUAAUAUUUAUUGCGUAUUGCAUGUUCUGUAAAGAGAGACAUAAGUCUGAACGUUUCCAAUACGACAUAUCGGAUAUAUGGCAGAAAAAUAUAGAAAUAGCGCAAGAGCAGGAACAAGAAACCAAAACUAAAGAGGUCACGGCGGGAAUAUUUAUUCUGCCUCGAAAGAGACAUAAAGAGGACUAUACCUAUCAAAAAAGACCGGAUUACCCUGAAGGACCGGUGUCGAAAAUCGAACCAAAGACUGAUAAACUGAUUGAUAUAUUAAACGAGAACUCUCCUGGAACUGAGACUCGUAAAUGCGUUGAAUUCGAUCUCGACCCAGACGUACCGUACCACAGUGACGUUUGAAGCUGUUUGUUGUGUAACCAGUAUUGUUGAAUUACAAUAAGCAAGGUUUACAUUGUUGUCGUAUUUACCUUAUAUCUCACUUUGUUAUUCCGAUGUAUGUUAAGAUUUUUUCCAUUAAAUGAUGUAAUGCAUUGUAAUAA
Messenger RNA from Colias croceus (clouded yellow), 813 nucleotides. RefSeq lists its product as uncharacterized. The record is from RefSeq and is a predicted model, not a curated record. Bases 269 to 673 code for a protein of 134 amino acids. NCBI's taxonomy places the organism in Eukaryota, Metazoa, Arthropoda, Insecta, Lepidoptera, Pieridae. The transcript is spliced from 2 exons.